Colias croceus (clouded yellow) is the source of this 2709-nucleotide messenger RNA. It is a transcript of the gene heix, whose product is annotated as ubiA prenyltransferase domain-containing protein 1 homolog. The record is from RefSeq and is a predicted model, not a curated record. Gene Ontology annotation, cellular component: Golgi membrane; endoplasmic reticulum. Gene Ontology annotation, molecular function: prenyltransferase activity. Bases 394 to 1395 code for a protein of 333 amino acids. The transcript has a single exon. NCBI's taxonomy places the organism in Eukaryota, Metazoa, Arthropoda, Insecta, Lepidoptera, Pieridae. Gene Ontology annotation, biological process: vitamin K biosynthetic process; menaquinone biosynthetic process.
ACACAAUCUGUCAGCUCACUGCAGAUUGUGUCAACAGAUUGUUACUGAAAUUGAAUCGUCAGUAGCCUGCUUAUAAUUAGUAUUCAGUCAUCCUUUGGUCAUCCUCAAUGAUGACGUCUCCCAAUUGACACUUGACAGUUAACAGUUAUAUGAUUUUUUUACAGUAAUCUGGCAGGCAAAGUGGCCUACGUCAAUAUAAUCAAGAUUUACUUUAUACCGAACGAAUAUAUUUAAUUUUUUUAUAUAAUUUUAGUUAAUUAAAUUUACACCCAAUAUCGCAACUAAAAAGUUAGAACAAAAAUGUUUUAAGCAUAAAAUAAUAACAGUGAAUUUUAAAAUUGUGUCAGUGGAUAUAAAACGUACGCAAAUAUUAUUUAUAGUUAACUUCGUGACAUGGAAGCAGUAAAAAAGUCUGACGAUGUGGACGUUGCAUCGGCCGACGGCAAUUUAUUACAACCUCCAAAAGAAAUUCCAGUGCAUGCUAGAAAUCCUCUAAUGAAAGUCCGCACGUAUGUUUUGGCGCUGCGGCCAUGGUCUCUCAGUGGCAGCUUACUACCGACUUUGUUGGGUGCCGCCUUGGCAUACCGGCUUCCUGGCGACACUGGCUUUAGCUGGGUAACUCUACUGCUAACUAUGUGCACUGUAAUACCAGUUCACGGUGCAGGCAAUGUAGUGAAUACUUACUUUGACUUUGUAAAGGGAAUAGACAAUCGAAAGUCAGAUGACCGGACUUUAGUUGAUCAUAUUUUAAGUAUUGAUGAAGUGGUGUCUCUUGGGGCAAUCCUUUAUAUGUCAGGAUGUGUAUUUUUUGUAUUGCUAGUAAUAACGUCGCCAGCUCAAAUGGAACAUUUGGCACUUGUCUAUUUUGGUGGACUUUCUUCCUCGUUUUUAUACACGGGAGGUAUAGGUUUGAAAUAUAUAGCACUGGGUGAUAUUAUUUAUCUAGUCAUUUUUGGGCCUGUGUCAGUUGUGUUUGCAUUUUUAGCUCAAACAGGUAGAGUUUUGUGGCCUAUAUUUUAUUAUGCUGUACCGUUAGCUUUGAACACAGAAGCCAUUCUACACAGUAAUAAUACGAGGGAUCUUGAAGCAGACAGCAAAGCAGAAAUUGUAACAUUAGCUAUUCUUAUUGGAAGGACUGCAUCUCAUCUGUUAUAUGCAUUCUUAUUGUUUACCCCUUAUAUAAUGUUUGUAGUGGCUUCAGUGAGGUGUUCAUUCUGGUUCCUUCUUCCGAUGCUCACUCUGCACCAAGCCUUUGAAAUUGAAAGAAGGUUCCGUUGCCCUGAGACCAUGCAAUAUGUACCCAGGCAAACGGCUAGAUUAAAUUUCUAUUUUGGAAUGCUAUAUGUUAUUGCGUGUCUAUUUGCCUCCCGACUGCCCUUUCUUAUAAGAGAAUAAAACUAGUGUUAUUUUUAAUGGUGUGUACUUAAAUUGAAAUUGUGAGUGAAUGCCUUAAUUGUAACAAUAAUUGGUACUAACUUAUUAUAUUUUUUUAUAUUUAAUAUAAAUCAUUUUUACAAAAAUCAUGAAAAACUAUGUAUUUGGAUUGGAGUUCAGAAUAAAUUAUAAAAAUUGUAAAAUACAUAUCAAACAUACUGUUAAUAUUGUCUUCUUUUUUAGCUUAUUCCUGUGGGUCUGCAAUAUUUAUAUAAUGCUUUAAAUGUAGUUAUAAUGAUAAUUUGUUUGAAAAUAUAAUGUGUGCAUAUUUAUAAGGUGGUCUGCCUUAAAUGUGCUUAGAACUAUAAGCAGCUGUAAAAUAAUUAAGUUUAUAUAAAGAUGUGUGUACAAAUUGUUUUUGGCAAAUUAUAUACCUACAUCUUAAGUUUUGUUGAAAAAUUAAUAAAUUAUUUAGUAUAAAUAUUUAGAUUUAAUGUUUUGUAUGUUUAAUAAAUUACAUUAUUUUCCUGAAACUGGAUGGAAAUUGAAAUCGACUUAAUUGUAUGCAAUAUAAUGUUGUCAAGGACAAUAUUCAUUCACAUGUUAAAUAGUUCAAUGUAAUUCUAUUGUGCAUAUUUUUAUAUUAUUAUACUAUACUAAUAUGUCACUUAUCUCUCAAAUGUAAUCUCAUUGCUACCUCGUAAUCUACAAUUUAAUAGUGUACAACAUGGCUAAACUAUACAAAUCUUGCAAUUCACUGGAAAAGUACCUUUGAUCAAUUAUAAAAUAAAUGAAGCAUCACAAACGAAACAGUUCGAAUAAAGUGAUGCAAUAAGUUACAUUUUAAUAUAUCAUAAAUAGAUUUAAUGCUGGAAAGUUUUAAAACAUCAGCUUGAAGUCAUAAAAUGAAAACCAUGUAAACAAUUACAUGCCUUAACAUAGUGCAGUACAGAUCAUUUGAGUUAGCAAUUUAUUGAUAGUUAUAUCUUUUGAAAUAUUAUGAGCAUGUUCAUACUGGGCAAUAAAUAGAAUGUAAUCUAUGUUGGGCUUGGGAAUGAAGACUUUGACACUUACAUUUAGUUAUUGAUUGUUCAAGGGUAUCUUCAAAUAAUUCAGUGAAGACCUUUGAGACUAAUUACUUAAAAGUGUCAUAAUUAUUAUUCUUGAGAAAAGCAGGCUAAGAAAAAGCAUUUAUAAGCAUUUUUAUGUCAUAAGAUUUUUUAAAAUAGGUGAUAAUUCUAUUAAUUAUUAAACCAAUGUUAUGAGGAUAAUGUUGACAAAUAUACACAUUACUGUGACACUUGGAUGCAGUAUUACGACUUUUACCCAAAACAU